AUGAAUGGCGGCGACCUGAAGAAGGCUGCAAACGCCGCUGCAAACGGAGCCGUAGGGAAGAAACGCAGGAAGGCUUCGGAUCUCAAGCCUAUCAUCACCAACGAAGAGACUGAUCCCGCCGCGGCCAUGCCUAGCUCCCAGUCUGCACAAAAAUUCUCGUACAGCUCGCCCCUGUCGCGCGCCUCCUCGUCUUCCACCGACGGGGACGUGGACGCCGCAGACGAAGAAGACUCCGAAGACUACUGCAAGGGCGGCUACCACCCCGUCACCGUGGGCGAGACCUACAACAACGGGCGCUAUAUCGUCGUCCGCAAGCUCGGCUGGGGCCACUUCUCAACCGUCUGGCUCUCCCGCGAUACUACGACGGGGAAACAUGUGGCCCUCAAGGUCGUGCGCUCAGCAGCCCACUACACGGAGACCGCCAUCGACGAGAUCAAGCUGCUCAACCGCAUAAACAACGCCAACCCGAACCACCCGGGCCGCAGGCAUGUCGUCAGCCUGCUCGACUCGUUCGAGCACCGUGGACCCAACGGUGUGCACGUCUGCAUGGUCUUUGAGGUCCUGGGCGAGAACCUGCUCGGUCUCAUCAAGCGCUGGAACCACAGAGGCAUCCCAAUGCCACUCGUCAAGCAGAUCACCAAGCAGGUUCUCCUUGGACUAGAUUACCUGCACCGGGAGUGCGGCAUCAUCCACACUGACCUGAAACCCGAAAACGUGCUGAUCGAGGUCGGCGAUGUCGAGCAGAUCGUCAAGUCGUGCGUCAAGGACGAAGAGAAGAAGCACGACGGCAGAGACGAUAAUCGCAACGGCCGAAGAAGGCGGAGGACUCUGAUCACGGGCAGUCAGCCUCUGCCCAGCCCGCUGAGCGCCAGCUUCAGCGGAGGGGACCCUUUCCGCAGCGUCCCCCCGUCCAUGCAGAGUUCCCACAGCAGCCUUAAUCAGGUUCUCGCCGAAUCCCCUCUAGUCUCCGCCACUCCUACCACUCCGGUGCCGCAUUCUAUGAAAGAUAAGCUAGGUAUAAAGGAGCCGGACGCGGCUGCUGAUGAAAAACAAAAACAGAGAGAAAAAACUACCGACCUGCUUGAACGAGAAGUGUCAGGCAUCUCCCUCAAUAAGGACACAGACCAGACCAUGGCAGACGACCAGUAUAACAUCGACAUCAUCUCUGUCAAGAUAGCCGAUCUUGGCAAUGCCUGCUGGGUCGGACACCACUUCACCAACGACAUCCAAACCAGACAGUAUCGCUCCCCGGAAGUCAUUCUGGGCGGUAAAUGGGGCGCCAGUACUGACGUCUGGAGCAUGGCUGCUAUGUCGUUCGAACUCAUCACGGGCGACUACCUCUUCGACCCCCAGACUGGCACCAAAUACGGCAAAGAUGAUGACCACAUCGCCCAGAUCAUCGAGCUGCUAGGCCCCUUCCCCAAAUCUCUCUGCCUCUCCGGAAAAUGGAGUCAAGAAAUCUUCAACCGCAAGGGCGAGCUCCGCAACAUCCACAGGUUACGCCACUGGGCCUUGCCGGACGUUCUGAGGGAAAAAUAUCAUUUCUCCGAGGAGGAGGGUAAAGCGGUUUCGGACUUUUUGACGCCCAUGCUCGAACUCCUGCCGGAACGAAGGGCGAAUGCAGGCGGGAUGGCCAACCACAAGUAUCUCGACGGCACGAGAGGAAUGGAUCAUAUCUCCUUGAACAUUCCCGUCGGCAGUCGGGGAGAGGGGAUCGAUGGCUGGGCGUGCGAGGUCAAGAGGAGGUGA
This is a messenger RNA of Arthroderma uncinatum, 1749 nucleotides long. RefSeq names its product protein kinase dsk1. The transcript is spliced from 5 exons. The record is from RefSeq and is a predicted model, not a curated record. Lineage: Eukaryota; Fungi; Ascomycota; Eurotiomycetes; Onygenales; Arthrodermataceae. The coding region runs from base 1 to 1749 and encodes 582 amino acids. Gene Ontology annotation, molecular function: protein kinase activity; ATP binding. Gene Ontology annotation, biological process: spliceosomal complex assembly; regulation of mRNA processing; protein phosphorylation.